CACUGUAUGAGUGAGUCUUGUUUCAACGAUGAUGUUCACCAGUGAUGUUGCACUCUCCUACUUCCACAACCCGGGCAAUGAGCCUCUCCACUACCUGACCAUUGGCCAGCUGGCCAGUACAGCGGCCACACGAUGGCCAGACAAUGUGGCCUUCAUAUCAGUUCUGGACGAGGCCAGAUUCACCUUCAGAGACAUAGAUGAACAGGCUCUCAAGUUGGCAGCAGGGUUGCUGGACCUUGGGCUAAUGCCUGGAGACAGGGUCGGACUCUGCAGUCCCAACUGUUAUGAAUGGCUAGUGACAUUGGUAGCGACUGCUAAGGCUGGCCUGAUUAUGGUGUCUAUGAACCCUUCAUACAUGGCACAUGAGAUUGAGCAUUGCCUAGACAAAGUUGGAAUGAAGGCUAUCAUAGUCGACGAGAGCUACAAGACCCAGUUAUAUUACAAGAUGUUGUGUGACAUUGUACCGGGCUUGUCGACUCUGCCAGAAAACACUACUAUCAGCUGCAACAAGCUGCCAGAACUGUCACAUGUGAUUGUACUGUCUGAAAAACACUUGCCGGGAUCUUACAGGUUUUGCGAUAUCCUAGAACGAACCACCAACUACCACAGAGUUCUACAACUACAGGCCAAACUGAGGCCUGAGGACAUAGUUGUCAUACAGUUCACCUCUGGAACGACCGCUUCACCCAAAGCUGUACCGUUGUCUCAUUUUUCGUUAACCAACAACUCUUACUUCUACGGAAAGAGACUUGGCUUUGACAAAAAACACUUCAAGAUCCUUGCUCAGUCGCCGUUCUUCCAUGUCCUAGGGUUUGUCGGAGCGAUGUUACCAAGCCUCAUCUUCGGCGUUACUCUGGUACUUCCAUCCAGGACCUUCAGUGUUGCCAACUCUGCCGAAACCAUCAAAAAGGAAAAAUGCACGAUGCUGAUAGGGACUCCCACCAUGUUCCUAGACCUGUGUGGCUAUGUGGAACGUAUCCCGGUGGAGGAGAGGAGUCAGUAUAUCUCCCCAGAACUCGUCCUGUGUGGGGGAGCUAUCUGCUCAUCGGAACUGGUGCGGAAGAUCAAAAACAUAUUCAACGCCAAAGUCCAGUCUGCAUACGGCCUUACUGAAGCAACAGGAGCUGUAGCUCAAUCAACCCUUGAAGACAACGAAGACCAAAUCACUAAAACUGUGGGCAAGGUUUCAGACCAUAUGGAGGUGAAGGUGGUUGACGCUGACGGGUUCACGGUUCCCCUCGGUAUGGCAGGUGAGCUCUGGAUAAGAUCUUACUCCAACAUGACAGGUUACUGGGAGGACAAGGAGAAUACCGACGAAAUACUCAACCAGGAUGGCUGGCUCAAAUCUGGAGACCAAUUCAUCAUGUGGGAGAACGGGUACGGACAGGUGGUCGGUCGGAUCAAGGAGAUGAUCAUUCGAGGAGGAGAAAACAUUUCUCCAAAAGAAGUGGAGGAGUAUUUAGUUUCUCAUCCUGACAUCAUAGAUGCUCAGGUGUACGGAGUGUCCAAUGAGAGACUAGGAGAAGAGGUUGGAUGCAGCUUGAGACUGACUCCCGGAGCUAAACUGACUGAACAAGAGGUCAAGGACUUCUGUAAAGACAAAAUUGCCUACUUCAAAAUACCAAAGUACUUCGAAUUUUUAGAAGAGUUUCCAAAAACCGGUUCGGGCAAAGUGCAGAAGUUCAAACUUCGAGAAGAAAUGGAGAAGAAACUUGGAUUACGAAAGUAAUGAUGAUGUAUUUAGCUUUUAUAAGCUGAUUAAAAACUACAAAGAACACUA
Macrosteles quadrilineatus (aster leafhopper) is the source of this 1780-nucleotide messenger RNA. Its product is annotated as medium-chain acyl-CoA ligase ACSF2, mitochondrial-like. Bases 29 to 1729 code for a protein of 566 amino acids. The transcript is spliced from 13 exons. NCBI's taxonomy places the organism in Eukaryota, Metazoa, Arthropoda, Insecta, Hemiptera, Cicadellidae. Gene Ontology annotation, biological process: fatty acid metabolic process. Gene Ontology annotation, molecular function: medium-chain fatty acid-CoA ligase activity. The record is from RefSeq and is a predicted model, not a curated record.